UUAGAAAUCGACCUGUGGAAACAUUGUCGGCCCAAACCCCUGCUUUAUUCUUGUACUCCCUGGGCAAUCAGUCCUUCGUUGCACUGUAAGCCAGGACUCUGGCCCUUAUUCUCGCACGAUGCACCGGAGCUGGCCGGCGCUAGCAUAGAGCUCGAACAAAAUGGCGCGCCAGAGCGGACAGCUGGCACUGUGCGUGGCGCUGAUAGGACUUCUUGCGACGCGGAGCACGGCCGCGGCGCGCAACGCCACGCUCGCGGACCUGCCUUUCCUCGACGAUCCUGACAUAUACCAGGAGGUUCUGGACUUCCGGCGCCCGCCGCCCGGCUACGAGCCCGCCCGCACCGAUGAGGAGUGGGAGCCUAUUUUCAGAGCCAAUCUGUUUGAGGACCUGCGCAAAUUCACCGAUAAGAUUGCGCAGUCGGGCGGGCAGCGUCUGUCGCUGCGGCGCCUGGGCGAGCAGCUGCACCGGCUGGUGUCGCACCCGCACGGCGGCCAAGUGGCGGCGGUGGUGGCCAUACGGUCGGGGCGGCUGUACCGCUACCUGCCGCCGGGGGUGGCAAACCAGCCCUACCUGCGGCGGAGGAUCGGCCGCGCGCUGCGGCUGCUGGCUGUGGGCGCCCGCGCUCUGGGCCUGUCGCUGCCCGACUGCGUGUUCGGCUUCAACCUGCACGACACGCCCGUGUGCCGCCAGCUGGGCGGAUGCAGGGUGCCGCUGUUCAGCCUGCACAAGCGCUUCGACGCGGCGGCCAACAGGUCCAUCGACAGCGACGUGCUUCUGCCGCACCUGGGCCACGCCUUCAGCCGCCUGCUGUUCUUCCCCUGGGCCGCCAAGGACCCCCGUGCGCUGCUGAGGGCAACCAUGCAGAACUCCAUGGACGUCAACUGCACGCGUGUGGCCCUGGCGCGCCUCAGCUCCAGCCUGCCCGGGUCGCAGCUGCUGGACGCCGGGUUCGUGGAGAACAAGAAACGCGGCUGGAGCAUGCCCGACAAACUCAAACGGCCGUACGUGGGCAUGUCCAAGCACGCGCGCUACAAGUUCCUGGUCAAUGCGGACGGCCACGUCAGCAGCAGCCGGCUGGGGUACAUCAUGCAGACCAACAGUGUGGUGCUGCGGGAGCGCUCCCCCUGGAUCGAGUACUACUACCGCUCGCUGAGGCACGGGCAGCACGUGCUGGAGUACGACGCCGCGGACGUACUGCAGCUGCUGACGCAGUACGGCGACCCGGCGCGUGACGGCGAGCUGCGAGCCAUAGCCAACGCCUCACAGCACUUUGUGGCCAAGUUCCUCACGCCGGAGGGCAAGGUGCGCUACACGGUGCGGGCGCUGCAGGAGUACGCGGCCCUGUUCGAGGGCAUGGCGCCGGCGCUGAUGCGGCGGCUGGCGGCGGGCGGCGCGCUGGCGGACCCGCCCAAGGAGGGAGGCGGGCUGCUGGACGUCACCAACGCUGCCGAGCUGGAGGAGCAGGCGCGGGCGGAGGGGGAGGGGGACGGGGCGGAGGAGGCGGAGGGGGUGGCGGGCGGCACGGAGGGGGGCGCAGGCCAGGCGAGGAGGAGCGCGCUGCAGCAGCAGCAGCAGCAGCAGCAGGCGGACGCAGCGUCGGCGCAGAAUGGCGUAAACCCGAAGGCGCUAAAGCCAAUCGUGCUGGGAUCAAUUAACCUGCGAGCGCUGUUGUACAUCCUCACCAGCGGCAAGCUGGGCGGUGAGGAGGACCGCGGCAUGCGGCAGGUGCAGCUGCAGGCAGCCAUCAUGGCGGGCCGCGUCGGCGGCGUCGGCGGCGGCGGCUGGAGGACAUAGGCGGCGGCAGCGGUACGUGAUGUUGGGGAGUGGGCGGGUAGUUUAUUCCCAUGCCAAAUGAACACAGGACCACAACGGAGUGCGUAGGAGGUUUGGCCUUACCCGGAAUCUUGCAUGACGCUCGUGAGGGGGUGGGGUGGCGUGGGCGAGGCAUGGAGGUGUGGAGGAGCAGCGAGCGCAUUCAGUGGAGCAUGCGUGGCUGCAAGGGAACGAGGAGGAGGAUGGGGCUGUGAAUACCAGUUCAAACUAAACCAAAUCAAGCUAAACUGGCGGAGCACAGGCAGGGGGUGGAGGUGGGGAAGGAGCGUGCGCUUCAGGCGCAAGCAACAGUUGUCUGCGGCCCAAUGUGCGAGCGCGCGUGUGUUGUGUUGUUGUGUCCAGAAAGUAAAUGAGUCGUGGGAAAGCCGACACUGUGCGUGUAUGUGUGUGUGUGUGUGUAUGCCGUGCGAGGGAUUGGAGACUUUGAUGGCGGCAUUGCGGUGGCUUUGCAUACUGACGCGAACUAGCUGCGGGGGCGACACGUGUGCGGGGCGAGGCCGCGUGCGGCUGCAUGUGGGGCUUGGGAGUUGCGCGAUUGCAUUGGGCGUGCUGCUUUGGGCGCGUGCCAGCGCGCGUGUGGAUAAAAGCACAAGGUCGUUUGCAGUCCAUUCGAGUGCAGGCAGUGAAGUAUGCAGCACAACCCAUUUCCAAGGCAUUCGCGAGAAGUUGGAUGUGCUGUGAUUGCACGAGUGCCUGUGUACUGCAGGUGGCACAGCUGGCCCCAUCGGCGAGGCCCUUGCACUACUGCCGGCCCCUGAACAACGUGGAAAGGACUUGAUAAUGCUCAAAGGAAGUAAGUGUGUUGCGUAUAAUAUGUGAGUAAUACAUGUACUGCAUGGGAAUUCUUGGUCUGCCGUACAGUUGCCAGCGCGUGACAAAGAGGUGGGAAACUUGGCAACUAGGCGAUGGGUGGAAUGCAGGACUGACUUUGGCAACGGGCACACAAACACGGUUUGGCAUUUGGAGGGGAUGGCAUUUGCUGUAGGGGGUUUGUGUAUGUACAUUCCACUGGGUAUGUAGGUGCGGCGGAGCGCUGACGGGGAGGAGCACUCGGGGCGAGGGGGGCGGGGGCUAUUGUGUGCGCGUGCAGGACGCGAUUAAUGGCGUGGGGACAACAUCGGCGGCGCGACGAUCGAAUGCGUGCCAAUUCAGAAAGUAAUCAAGUAAGCGCGAGCGUUACUCGGUUUUUGUGGGAAUGGCCGACGGAUUGAACGAGCGGGUCUUGGAACGUGUAACACGAACGAGAA
Chlamydomonas reinhardtii is the source of this 3081-nucleotide messenger RNA. RefSeq lists its product as uncharacterized. The record is from RefSeq and is a predicted model, not a curated record. The transcript has 11 exons. NCBI's taxonomy places the organism in Eukaryota, Viridiplantae, Chlorophyta, Chlorophyceae, Chlamydomonadales, Chlamydomonadaceae. Bases 161 to 1795 code for a protein of 544 amino acids.